AGCAGUCAGCUGUCAAACUGUAGAAGUAUUGUAGAGAGAUAAAUUGAACCAGCCAGUUGGAUAUUUUAUUUAAUGAUUAUUUGUUUUUUUGAAAGAAAAUUUAAGAAAUGUCUAAUGAAAACACACUAGAUUUACAUUACGUACACGAAUGUUUUCAAAAGAGCUUAAAAGAGAACGAUGACGUGGUAAUUGAUGCGUACAUAGAUGGAUACAAUGAAUUAGUAAAGUUCUUGAACCUCAUCGGGACAGUAUUUUCUUUUGUGAGUAGCGAUGUGAAAAGUAAAAUAAAGGUUAUGGAAAAGCUUAAAAGUGGAGACGAUGCCAUCUACUAUGAAUCGUUCAAGAAAAUGAUGAAGUAUGAAAAAGAGAGCAGUUUGUACGAAAAGAAUGGUUUUGUAUCGGGAUCAAGGACGAUGCUGCGUUUGCAUCGAGGGCUGGAUUUCAUCCGCCUAUUUUUAAAACGUAUAAGUGGAACAGAAGAAGAUAUGAACACUUGCACUACAUGUCAGGGUUCCUAUAACGAGACCUUGGCUGAAUUCCAUCCAUGGUACAUUAGAAAAGCUGCAACACUUGCAAUGCAUGCCCUGCCUUCUAGACAAGAUUUAUUAAAAAAGAUCUUUGGCUCGGAAGAUGAAUUAACAGAGGCCAUGGCAGUUUUACCACAAACUCUACAAUCCUGUGACGAAGUAUACCAAAGAGUACAUCAACUAUAUACAGACUUUGAUUUUCACGGCUUGCCAUAGACUGUAAAAGUGGGUGACUAGGAAAAUGUUCAAAGGUAGUUUAAAAUUGCUCAAAGACCUGCCUAAUUAGCUUAUAUGGGGCGUAAACUUAAAUUAUCUGCUUUUGUGGCUUUCAAAGCUGUUAAUGUGAUCAAAUGUCAAUAAUAUUUUAACCAUUGUAGAUUAUUAAAGUCGCGGUAUUGAUGUGCAUUUUAAAAUAGUUAAUAAUUUUGUUAUAAGUUAUUCUUUUUAGUUCCAAUUUAAUAUAAUUAACUAGUCAUACAUCUUGUUACAACUUUUUAAAGUACAAUUCACGUUUAUAUAAUAUCAAGAAGACAAUCGAAAUUGUCGUCAAUUUGACCUUCUUAUAGUGAAGAAUGUCUAAUGCGCUUUGUAUAAAAUACCUGGUUCUAAGUUUAG
This is a messenger RNA of Pieris napi, 1142 nucleotides long. RefSeq names its product ceramide-1-phosphate transfer protein. The transcript has 4 exons. The record is from RefSeq and is a predicted model, not a curated record. NCBI's taxonomy places the organism in Eukaryota, Metazoa, Arthropoda, Insecta, Lepidoptera, Pieridae. Gene Ontology annotation, cellular component: cytosol; cytoplasm; membrane. Bases 108 to 743 code for a protein of 211 amino acids. Gene Ontology annotation, molecular function: ceramide 1-phosphate transfer activity; ceramide 1-phosphate binding. Gene Ontology annotation, biological process: ceramide transport; intermembrane lipid transfer.